This is a messenger RNA of Calliphora vicina (urban bluebottle blowfly), 3270 nucleotides long. It is a transcript of the gene Cyp18a1, whose product is annotated as cytochrome P450 18a1. Gene Ontology annotation, biological process: xenobiotic metabolic process. The transcript is spliced from 5 exons. The record is from RefSeq and is a predicted model, not a curated record. Gene Ontology annotation, molecular function: oxidoreductase activity, acting on paired donors, with incorporation or reduction of molecular oxygen, reduced flavin or flavoprotein as one donor, and incorporation of one atom of oxygen; heme binding; iron ion binding. Gene Ontology annotation, cellular component: intracellular membrane-bounded organelle; cytoplasm. Bases 52 to 1665 code for a protein of 537 amino acids. NCBI's taxonomy places the organism in Eukaryota, Metazoa, Arthropoda, Insecta, Diptera, Calliphoridae.
CAAAAAUACAUUUUUAUCCAAAAAGAAAACUUAAAUUUUAACUGCUACAAAAUGAUGACAGAUUCAUAUAUAAUAAAACUUUUGGUGCGCCAAUUUAAAACCAAUGACAUGCAGCAUUUACUCAUGGUUUUCAUAACCAUUCUGACGGCCAUUAGUUUCCUGCAAUGGCUGGUGAAUUUAUAUCGUGAAUUGCGCAAACUGCCACCAGGCCCUUGGGGCUUUCCCGUCAUCGGUUAUUUACUGUUUAUGGGCAAUGAGAAACACACUCGUUUCAUGGAACUGGCCAAGACAUAUGGCUCUCUGUUUUCCACCCGUUUGGGCAGCCAAUUGACGGUGGUAAUGAGUGAUUAUAAAAUGAUACGUGAAUGUUUCCGCCGGGAAGAGUUUACCGGUCGUCCAGAUACACCAUUUAUGCAGACCUUAAAUGGAUUUGGCAUUAUCAACAGUACUGGCAAAUUGUGGAAAGACCAAAGACGUUUUUUGCACGAAAAACUACGUCAAUUUGGCAUGACUUAUAUGGGCAAUGGCAAGCAUGUCAUGGAAAAAAGAAUAAUGACUGAAGUCCAUGAAUACAUACACAACUUGAACGUUUCCGAGGGUCAACCUAUGGAUAUGGCACCCGCCAUUUCUGUGGCCGUUAGCAAUGUCAUUUGCAGCAUUAUGAUGUCGGUGCGCUUCUCCAUAGAUGAUCCCAAAUUCAGACGUUUCAAUUUUCUCAUUGAAGAAGGCAUGCGACUUUUUGGCGAAAUCCACACUGUGGACUAUAUACCCACUGUGCAAUACUUUCCCAGCAUAUUGACGGCCAAAAAUAAGAUUGCGAAAAAUCGCGAAGAAAUGCAGAAAUUCUAUCAGGAUGUCAUAGAUGAUCACAAGAAGUCAUAUGAUGGCUCGAAUAUUAGAGAUUUGGUUGACUUUUAUUUGGCUGAAAUUGAAAAGGCCAAACAGGAGGGCACCGACGCGGAGUUGUUCGAUGGCAAAAAUCAUGAGGAGCAAAUUGUGCAAGUGAUAAUUGAUUUAUUCUCGGCUGGCAUGGAAACUAUUAAGACUACUUUGUUGUGGAUUAAUGUGUUCAUGUUGCGCAAUCCCGAUGCCAUGAAGCGGGUACAGGAUGAACUAGAUCAAGUUGUAGGCCGUCACAGAUUACCUUCCAUUGAGGACUUGCAAUAUUUACCUGUCACCGAAUCCACUAUUUUGGAAUCUAUGCGCCGUUCCAGUAUUGUUCCCUUGGCCACCACUCACUCACCCACAAGAGAUGUUGAAGUGAAUGGUUAUAAAAUUCCCGCCGGCUCCCAUGUUAUACCCCUCAUCAACAGCGUGCACAUGGAUCCCAAUCUCUGGGAAAAACCAGAAGAAUUCAAUCCCCGACGUUUCUUGGACUCUGAGGGCAAAGUACGUAAACCCGAAUACUUUAUACCCUUUGGUGUGGGAAGGCGCAUGUGUUUGGGUGAUGUUUUGGCCCGAAUGGAAUUAUUCUUAUUCUUUGCCUCGUUCAUGCACUCCUUCAACAUAACACUGCCCGUGGGACAGCCUCUGCCCAGUUUGAAGGGUAAUGUGGGUGCCACCAUAACACCAGAAACUUUUAAAGUGUGUUUAACACCCAGACCCUUACAGCUGAAUACGACAACGAUAGAGCCUCAUCAUAUGCGCAAUGUAGGAUCAAAUUAGAUGAACAUGUAGCAAAACAUUCAACUAAAAGGUAAAGCGAAGAGAUCCUUACAUCAGACGUAAGCAAAUUAGAAAGAACAUUAAGGCCAUUUCCAAACACUAUACAAUGGGAACCGGGAAAUUAGAAAAAAAUGAUAUAAAAACAACAAGAAAGCUGCUGUAAGCUUUCCGUGAAAACUCAAAGCUUGAAAGCUGUUUAUUCCCCCCCCCCCUACACUAGGCCUUAAUGAAUAAGUUUAAAAAGAAGCUGUUGCAUAUGAGAGAGAGAGCAUUUCAACAAUAGAAUAUGCAGAGCACGGUUUUGUUCCUGAAAGACGUUUUUUGUUCCAACAUCAACCAAUAACUCUUUGUAGUCGCUAAGAAACUGUAAAAGGAGUACAAUUUUGAAAGCAAUUCAGAAAACUUCACAUCCAAACAACAUUUAAAUGAAGAAAAUAAAAAAAUAAAACAAAGAAGCAAGAAUAGAGUACAUAUAUCAAACACAAACCAGAAAAACAGAGUCUAACUUCAAGAGUUUUUCCAUGAAAUGGCAAUAUUAAAUAUUAUUCCCAUAAUAUAUCCAACGAUGUAAAAAACAUAAUUUAUAAAAGAGAUUUUAUAGCCAAGAAAUGAAAGAAAAGAAAAUAGUUUAAUUAAUAUUUUUUUUUUUUUGUAAAUCCUCAACUUAGUUCAAAAUAUCUAUUAACAAAUUUUAUACAACAAAAAAAAAAUAAUAAUAUAUAAAAAAAACAAAUUCUAUUCUUUGACCCCCUAGAAGCUGUGUUCAAUAACAAACAUGUGUUUAAUUUUUAUUUAAACACAUGUAAAAAACAAACAAACAAACAAAAAAUAUAUUUAUAAAACAUAAUUAUAAUAAUUUAAAAAAUCUGUGGUUUAGUUUUUAUAACAAUAUAAAAAAUGAGAAUUAAAGAAAUUAGAAAAAAAGUAAAACUUAAAUUGGGAGCGAGAAGCCAUAAGUUAAUUUAUGAAAGCUGUGCUUUGAAGCAGCUUUUUGAGCUCACUCUCAUUUUAAUGUUGUAAUUUUUGCCCUGUAAAUAUUUUUCAUACAUCAUCAUUAAUUUAAUUAAUAAAUUAAUUAAUUAAUAUUUUGUGUUAUACCUACAUUUUUAGUAUUUAAACUCUCAUUUUUUGUUCAUAACUAUUUUCAUUUUAGAUGAAAAGAAAAACAAUCUUUAAGAUUCAUAGUGCCAACAUUUAAGCAUAAUUGUAAUUAUUCCCUUAACAUUUUUCAUUUACCAAUAAGUCUAAGUUAACAUGCACAAAAAAAUUCAAAAACCAUCAAUAAAAAAAAAACACCCACAUUUAAACACACAACAAAAACAAUUUAAACACAUUUUGUAAAUAUGUUAAUUUUUUUAACAAAUUAUUUUUAUAAGUCUUUCAUGUAAACAUUUAGUAUUUAAUUUAUGUUGUUUUGUUUGUUAAAUAGUAAUUAGUUGUUUAAUUUAAGUUCACCCCUACCCCCUCUACACCAUAAAAUAACAGAAACAAAAAUGUAAGAAUUAAUAAAAAAAAACAUACAAUAUUUUAUUAAGAAAACAAAUUCAAAAAAUCUAUAUUUAAAAAUAUACAAUAUUUUUUCAAAAAAAAAAAAAAAUUACACAU